AAAGAUUGGGUUCCUUCUUCCAGAUUCCUAAUUUGUUUAUCUUGCAGGGAUAAGUCAAGAACUGCCUCAAAAAUGAAACCUUGGCAAGGUUAUGCUCAUGCUGCUGUUGUUGCUUUAUCAGUUUGGUUCUGUCGUGAAACAGUCUUUGAAGCUCUUCAAUGGUGGCAUGGUAGACCUCCUUCUGAUGGUUUGCUUUUAGGCUCCUGCUUCUUCUUGACGGGAUUGGCUUGCGUCCCGAUUGUUGCACUUCACUUUUCACAUGUUAUGUCUGCAAAGAGAUGCUUGGUGCUGGUGGUUGCAACAGGUUUGUUGUUUAUCCUAAUGCAGCCGCCAAUCCCCUUGUCGUGGACUUACCACUCGGACAUAAUCAAAGCUGCUCGUCAAUCUGCUGAUGACAUUUCUAUUUAUGGCUUCUUCGCAUCAAAGUCUACGUGGCCCUCAUGGUUGCUUAUUGUUGCAAUACUGCUCACCCUGGCAUCUGUUACUUCCACCAUCCCCAUUAAAUACGUCGUUGAAUUGAGGACAUUUUAUGCCAUUGCUAUAGGCAUUUCUCUUGGAAUUUACAUAUCAGCAGAAUAUUUUCUCCAGGCUGCAAUCCUCCACGUUCUCAUUGUUGUCACCAUGGUCUGUGCUUCAGUAUUUGUUGUUUUCACUCACUUCCCAUCUGCUUCAAGCACAAAGCUUCUGCCAUGGGUAUUUGCACUUCUUGUGGCUCUCUUUCCUGUGACAUAUUUAUUGGAGGGCCAGGUCAGAAUAAACAAAACCAUCCUUGGAGAUAGUGCAGUGCAGGAUAUGGGAGAAGAAGACAGCAAACUGGCAACCCUUCUGGCCGUUGAAGGUGCAAGGACUUCCCUUCUUGGCUUAUAUGCUGCAAUCUUUAUGCUUAUUGCACUUGAAGUAAAGUUUGAGCUUGCUUCACUGAUGCGAGAAAAGGUAGUAGAUAGGGGUGGAGUUAGACACAGCCAUUCAGGUCAAAGUAGCUCUACUACUACUGUUCCCCCAAGAUUAAGGUUCAUGCAGCAACGCAAAGCCUCUGCUGUUCCAAGCUUUACAAUCAAGAGAAUGGCUGCUGAGGGUGCCUGGAUGCCUGCUGUUGGUAAUGUUGCUACGAUCAUGUGCUUUGCUAUAUGCCUGAUCUUGAAUGUCAAUCUCACUGGUGGCUCAAACCGUGCUAUUUUCUUCUUGGCACCUAUCCUGCUGCUGCUUAAUCAGGAUUCUGACUUUGUUGCGGGUUUUGGGGACAAGCAAAGGUACUUCCCCGUUGUAGUUGUUAUCUCCUCCUACUUGGUGUUAACUACCCUGUAUAGCAUAUGGGAAAAUGUAUGGCACGGGAAUGCAGGGUGGGGAUUAGAUGUGGGAGGUCCAGAUUGGUUUUUCGCAGUCAAGAAUUUGGCACUUCUCAUUCUAACAUUCCCAAGCCACAUCCUUUUUAAUCGCUUCGUGUGGAGCUACACAAAACAGGCUGAAUCUAUGCCGUUGCUGACAAUACCUCUUAAUUUGCCAUCAGUUUUGAUGACGGACAUUAUCAAGGUUAAGAUAUUGGGACUCCUUGGAGUUAUAUAUUCUUUAGCCCAGUAUCUGAUCUCUAGACAACAAUAUAUUUCAGGAUUGAAGUACAUUUAGUCGAACACAAAAAUUUUGUACUAUAUGUUUUAGCAAUUUUCAAGUGAGGAAUGAAAUUAAAGAUUUUCUUGCCAUUGAAAAUUGUUCUGUUAUUUAUGGAUUU
This is a messenger RNA of Nicotiana tabacum (common tobacco), 1726 nucleotides long. NCBI's taxonomy places the organism in Eukaryota, Viridiplantae, Streptophyta, Magnoliopsida, Solanales, Solanaceae. The record is from RefSeq and is a predicted model, not a curated record.